AUGGCAACUGCAGCGAUAAAUUCCAAACAAUGUUUUAUAUGUAAAAAAGAGAAAUCCAACUUAUACUCAUGCGACGGUUGCUCAGAAAAAUUUUGUUCGCAAGAUUUACCAAAACAUCAUCAAGAACAUGUAUUAGAACUAGAAAAAAUUGUCACUGAUUGUGAUACAUUUCAACAAAAUAUUAGUGAGCAACAGCAAGAUCUCAAUCAUCGUCCAUUAAUACAACAAGUGAAUGAAUGGGAACGCGAUUCAAUCAUGAAAAUUAAGCACACAGCAGAAGACUGCCGACAAAGAUUAAUUAAAUCGACAGAUGAUAAUAUUAUUGAAAUGAAAAAGAAAUUAAAUCAAUUCAUUGCUGACUUGAGAAAAUUGCGAGAUGAUGAUGAUUUCAAUGAGAUUCAUCUAAACAAAUCGAGACUGUUGUUAGAAGAAAUGAAGAAAAAGCUUGAGCAACCACUGAAUGUUUCCAUUUUGGAAGAACCUACAUCGUUUAUAAACAAAAUAUCAAUCAUAACCAAAGCUUCAAUUUCAGGUUAGUUUGACAAUUAAAUCUGAUUUGAGAAAAGAGCCUACGAAUGGCAGAUGAUAGUAAAGUUAGCACGAUGCUCGAAUAUUUUCAACCCCGAUUUGACCUGUGAUCUGUGUGAUGGACGUUCCACAGGUUACGUGAGACAGAAGACUUCAUCCUCUAUUCAAUGGUAACAAUUUCGAUUGGGUUCAUCGAGCAAAAAUAUGGGCUCGAUGCAUAUCUGGAUAUGAUAAUCAGUGAGGGUUUGUGGUGACAAUAGAUACGAUGCAAUACUUUUUGGGAACGUUGCUUCUUCAUUCAUCACAGGAAAAACGCUCACCAAUCGGUGGUUGUGUGCAUGUGAACUUUCAUUUAACACCCACGCCAUCUGAUAUAGAAAUAUGAAGAGGUAUUUUUUAUUUAUAAACUGAUAGCGGUCUAUGUAUUGUGAACGGGUUAGGAAAUUGAUUAAUAACAGUUGAAGUAAUACAUGAUGAGAGAAAAAAGAUCGAAGCUAUAUUGAGAAGAUAGAGGACUUAGAAAAUAUCUUAAAUUGGAGAAAAGCAGAGAAACUGCNAUAUAUCUCUCUUUCCUUCCUUCCUUCCCUUCCCUUUCUUAUAUAUCUAUAUAUGAGAGCUAACAUUGUCGUUUGGUAUUUUUUUGUUUCCCUCAUCAUUGAUGAUGUCCCGAAUUUCAGACCAGAGUUCUUCUGGCUCUCUCUCAAUCAAAUAUAGCCCGUCAUAUCUGUUCUUAACCUCCACCGCAUAUUUACACGGAAUGUUGCUAAGAUUAUACCGUGCUGGUCUAACUGUUUUGCUUGUUGUCUUUAGUUUCAUUUGAAACUUAGCAAUAAGCAGUUCAUGAUCUGAGCCGCAGUCAGCGUCAGGUCUUGUUUUAGCUAGUUGGAUGGAGCUUCUCCAUCUUUGACUACAAAGUAUGUAAUCGAUUUGAUUUUUGUAUUGUCCGUUCGGAGACGUUCACGUGUAGAGUCGUCUUUUAGGCUGUUGAAAGCACGUAUUUGUUAUAAACAAGGAGUUGUCCUGACAGAAUUCCAAUAGCCUAUCUCCUGCUUCAUUUCGGUCUCCUAGUCCAAAUUUCCAGUUAUACCAGUUAUUAGUUUACUUCCUACUUUUGCGUUUCAAUCGCCCAUGAUGACAAUGGUAUCUUUUCUUGGUGUUGCAUCAACGAGUUGCUGCAAGCUGACAUAAAAGUCUUCUAUUUCUUCGUCGUCUGCGCCCGUAGUAGGUGCAUAGACUUGAAUCCCUGUGACAUUAAUCGGUUUUGUCUAAUAAUUGAAUUGAUAUUAUCCUGUCAUUUUUGGGGUUGUAUCCAAGUACUGAGUUAGGCAGCCUUUUAUGAACGAUUAUGGCUACAUCGUUUCUUCUGUGAAUCUUCUGUCCACAAUAGAAUAUGUGGUAUUCAUCUGAUAUGAAAUGACCCAUCCCUGUCCAUUUCAAUUCACUAAUUCCAAGAAUGUCGAUGCUUAUUCUUGACAUUUCUCCUUUGACAACGUCAAGUUUACCUAGGUUCAUCGUUCUGACGUUCCAAGUUCCGAUUGUAUGUGGCUUUUUAGAGCAUCGAACUUCCCUUUUGACACUAGAUGCGUCAGUAGCUGGGCGUCUUUUCGGGUUUGUUCCAGCCACGUCAUAAAUAAUUCUAGCCCUACUCGUACUUGUUCUUUGCUCUUCUCCAGUAGCUGGUCGAGUACUUUCCGACCUGAGGGUCUCAUAUUCCAGUACUAUGUUGAGAUUAUCCUGGUUGUAAUUGUCCAUUUGGUUUUCCUGGCAUGAUACUGGAGUGGGUUGCCAUUUCCUUCUCCAGUGGAUCGUAUUUAGUCUGAUCUCUCGGCUGUGCCCUGUCCGUCAUGGGUGACCCUGCCGGGAGUGAGCACUCCCCACGGUUUAGUUCACAACGCCAUCGAGAUACGCAAGCCCCUUCACCACGACAAGGUAACGAUCCGCGAAGGAGAAAACACAUCAUAUACCUUUCGAAAUUAGCAAUCACUUACAAAUAAAAUGGAGUAGUUUGAUCAAUUAAUGUACUUUAGAUAGUUAACGGUGUAAGGUUUUAUAUCACCGAUAAGUUAUUCUGUAUUUAAAAUUAUGUAAGUUUAUAUUUAUGAAUAAGCAACGCGAAACUCCCACGUUGAAUCUCCAAUGAAAAAUUAAGUUAGAUGUAAAUGGUCGACAUUUUUAUUUCAUUCUGUCGUUUAUAUAUACGUUCGCGAGUAACUAUAUGUAUUUAAUACUUGUAAGUAGCGAUUCUUUCUGAUUAGACAACAUUACCACUGUGAAAAAUCAAAAUUUUCACAAAAAAAGUUUUUCUCCAGAAAACCAGGUUUCAGAAAAACCCGAGUUUCUCUAUCAAAAUUUGUUACAAAUCCCAUAAACUAUAGUUCAUUUGAUAGAGGAAAAUUUUCUCUAUCAGAUGCAAUAAUAAUAAAAAUCGAAAAUUUUGACCAAAUCGACUUUUUAGGGU
Rotaria socialis is the source of this 2986-nucleotide messenger RNA. The record is from the annotation of a GenBank genome assembly. NCBI's taxonomy places the organism in Eukaryota, Metazoa, Rotifera, Eurotatoria, Philodinida, Philodinidae.